UCUGCAGUGUUAAAAAACCCGAUCUGUAAGUUAUAUAGGUUCCCUACUUCUGACAACAAGUGGAUGCGGAUCCGGGAACAGAUGGCUGAGACCACCCUCUCUUUCCAUGUUCCGAAAGAACUGAUCAAUCUGCACAUAAAGGAGGAUAUGAGAAGGAAUCAGGAACUUAAAGACUUGGGAGAACUUGCUCCUCACUGGGACAAUAUGCGCAAAAGUGUUAUUGCUCACUGUGAUCAGAUGUUGAGCAUGUACCAGGAUACUCUUGCGGAGCUUGGAAAGCAUACAGGUUCUUCCUUCAAAUCAAGCUGUAGUAAAGGAGAAAAAACUUUAGAAUUCAUCCCAAUAAAUCUCCAUCUGCAAAGAAUGCACGUGCAUAGUCCUCGAUUGAAAGAUGCUCUGUAUGACGUCAUCACCGUGGGAGCCCCGGCAGCCCAUUUCCAAGGAUUUAAGAAUGGUGGUCUUCGAAAACUGCUGAGUAAAUUUGAGGCAGAAAGACGAAAUACUGGAUACCAGUGUAUUUACUAUUCACCUGAAAACACAGCCAAGGCAAAAGAAGUUCUCAGCAACAUCAAUCAUCUACAACCUCUUAUAUCAAGCCAUGCAGACCUGCUGCUUAAUUCUGCAAGCCAGCAUUCUCCAGACAGCUUGAAGAAUUCUUUAAAGAUGCUUUCAGAAAAAACAGAGUUAUUUGUGCACGCAUUUAAGGAUCAGCUGAUCAGAAGCGCCCUUUUAGCACUAUACACAGCCCGGCCUGGCUGUGUCCUCAAGAAACCAGCUGUGCCUCGAAAUAGUGCAGAAGACGGGGAUGAUCUACAGCAUCAGGAUCAUCCUUCCAAGAUGAAAAGACAGGACUCCAUACCCCAUCAUUCGGAGUAUGAUGAGGAAGAGUGGGACAGGGUGUGGGCUAAUGUGGGAAAAAAAAAAUGCGUUAUUGCCAUGGUGGACAGACUGCUUGAAAAAGACAACAUCAGGAAUGUUAAAGAAGGUGAAAAUGACCCUUCAGCAGCAGACUGCAAGGUGCUGCAUACAGGUGGUGACUGGUACGAACAGCUUUACCCCCUGGUGAUUACGCUGAAGGACUGCAUGGGAGAGGUGGUAACCAGGGCGAAGCAAUCGAUGGCGUUUGUUCUGCUCCAGGAACUUGCCUGUGGUUUGCCACAAUGUUUGAUGCUGACACUCAGAAGAGACAUCGUCUUUAGUCAAGCACUGGCUGGAUUGGUCUGUGGGUUUAUAAUCAAAUUGCACACAGGUUUACACGAUCAAGGAUUUUUACAACAGCUUCAUACUGUUGGAUUGCUUGUGCAAUAUGAAGGACUCCUUAGUACGUAUAGUGAAGAAGCAGGGAUGCUAGAAGACAUGGCUGUGGGAAUUUCAGAUUUGCAGAAAGUGAUGUUUAAAGUCAUUGAAGCCAAAUCAGAGGAUUUUUUGCCUAUUAUAACUGGAAGGCGUGAACAUUAUGUUAUAGAGGUCCAGCUUCCAGCAAAGAUGUUUGAGUUGCUGCCACAAGAGAUUAAAGAAGGAAAGCUACUUCGCAUGUAUCCAGUGCUCUUUAAUGUUGGAAUCAAUGAACAGCAAACACUCGCAGAGAGGUUUGGAGAUACCACUUUGCAGGAAAACAUUAACCAGGAAAACUUAGAACUUUUAAAAGAAUAUUACAAGCUGUUUACAGAAAAAAUGCCUCCUGAUUGUCUACCACAUUUUCAGGAACAAAAUGAUUUAAAGGGAUUGCUAGAAAAUCUCCAUCAAAAUAUCCAGGCCAAAAAGAGGAAGAAUAUAGAAAUCAUGUGGCUGGCUGCGACGAUUUGCCGCAAGCUGAAUGGAGUCCGUUUCACCUGCUGCAAAAGUGCCAAAGACCGGACAUCCAUGUCAGUGACGCUGGAGCAGUGCUCCAUCUUGAGGGACGAGCAUCAGCUUCACAAAGACUUCUUUAUUCAGGCACUGGAUUGUAUGAGAAGAGAAGGAUGCCGCAUAGAGAAUGUACUGAAGAAUGUCAAAUGCAGAAAGUAUGCAUUCAACAUGAUACAACUGAUGGCUUUCCCAAAGUACUACAGACCUCCAGAAGGGACAUAUGGAAAAGCUGACACCUAA
Molecule: messenger RNA, 2088 nt
Organism: Pterocles gutturalis (yellow-throated sandgrouse)
Lineage: Eukaryota; Metazoa; Chordata; Aves; Pterocliformes; Pteroclidae
Gene: INPP4B
Product: inositol polyphosphate-4-phosphatase, type II, 105kDa
Exons: 15
Cellular component (GO): cytoplasm
Molecular function (GO): phosphatidylinositol-3,4-bisphosphate 4-phosphatase activity
Source: RefSeq, a predicted model, not a curated record